Messenger RNA from Colossoma macropomum (tambaqui), 3456 nucleotides. It is a transcript of the gene cbx6b, whose product is annotated as chromobox homolog 6b. Bases 166 to 3456 code for a protein of 1096 amino acids. Lineage: Eukaryota; Metazoa; Chordata; Actinopteri; Characiformes; Serrasalmidae. The record is from RefSeq and is a predicted model, not a curated record. The transcript has 11 exons.
UGGAGGGGGCACUACUCUGAAUAUGAGAACUGCUUUGGGCUGCUCUUACUGGCCAGCCUCAGUGUGUGUUUGUGUGUGUGCUUGUGUCGCUCCUUUCUCCCCAGACGCGGGAUCCUCCUUCCUUCAGCUCAUCGCCGGCCAAAUCCUCCUCUCCUGUCCCGAAACAUGGAGCUGUCCGCGGCCGGGGACCGCGUGUUUGCCGCCGAGGCCAUCCUGAAACGGCGCGUCCGCAAGGGUCGAAUGGAGUACUUAGUGAAAUGGAAAGGGUGGGCUAUAAAGUACAGUACUUGGGAGCCAGAGGAGAAUAUUCUUGAUGAACGCCUUGUAGCAGCAUUUGAGCAAAAGGAGAGAGAACAGGAGCUUUACGGACCAAAGAAGAGAGGACCCAAGCCUAAAACACUUCUCCUAAAGUCAAGAGCACAGGCUUCAGAUGGCGCCCCCCGAGUUCCUGAGUUCAAACACACUCGACCCCAGCCAUCCUCCAAACCUCCGCUACCACCCCUUCCCACACCCUCAUACCCCCCUAGUUGCCCGUCCAACGCUAAGCUGCAGUCUGGAGCAGCCCAGCCAAAACUGAAGAAGGAUAUACACCGCUGUCAUCGCAUGUCACGACGACCCUUGCCUCGCCCAGAUCCUUUAGCCCAGUCAGUCGGUCACUCACUCAGCCCCUUCUCUGAGACAGUCCGCAUUCUGAACCGGAAAGUGAAACCUCGUGAGGUCAAGAAGGGGCGGGUAAUCUUGAAUCUCAAAGUGAUUGACAAGGCUGGGAACAGCGGGGCAGCCAAUAACCGAAGGACUCCGAGCACCGCUCACCAGUCCCAUGUUGGGCGGCAGAAGGUUCCGUCUCGAAAUAGAGUUAUUGGGAAGAGCAGGAGGUUUGGAGAUGUCUCAUAUAGAGGGCUGCCGCUUCCAGUGUCUGGUGCCGGAUUUUCAGUUUUUGGAAAAGCGUUUGAGGCUCAUUCAAUGGACCCUUCUGGGAAUCAGCCGAAGGUAGAGCAGAGUGGUCACAAACCAGGCAGCAAAUCCUCGUCUUUGCAGUCCUUGUCUCAGAGUUCAAAACUUAUGACCUCUGAUGUACCUAAAGCACUUGGCGAGCCUCCUCAGUCGGCUUCCAGCUCUGAAGUAUCGGACAGCGAAAGCCAUCUCACGUCUUCAGCACAGUCCCACCAACCUUCAUUAGCUCACCAGUCGUCUGAGGUAAAUCCUGCCAUUUUGCCCCCUUCAAAGCCCAGCAAUCAACUAACAGACUUAAAACCCAAUUCGUCUGCAGCCCAAUCUGUACUACCUUCCUCUCCCAUGUUCUCCUCAUCAUCCUCAUCGUCAUCCUCAUCUGAAGACAACGAGCACAUCCUUGACCUCUCAGUUCCUCACGGAAGCGACAGGCGAGCCAAGCGCCACCAUCAUUUCUGUCGUCAUCAACAACCCAAGCUUCCAGAGAUUCCAGUGUCUGAGGAGGCCUCUGAAGAAGAGGAGGAACUGGACUGGCAUCCAGAGAUGGCCGCACGAUGUGCCAAUGUGGUUGUCACGGACGUUACAACUAACCUCCUCACCGUCACUAUCAAAGAGUUUUGCCAUCCUCAUGGACUACCGCCAUCAGCCUCUUCUCCAUGCUAUGCUAAUCAUUUUUCUGCUUCAAAUAAGACAAAACCCCAACCACCUCUAGCAUUAGUGCCAGCUCCAUCCCCUGAGGCUAAGCUGGCCAAGAGCUCCAGUAAUCCCCCCUUACACCAACACCCGCAGGCAGACACUGAAAGAAGCCUUCAUGCCCAAAUCCCCGCCAGGAGAGUCCCCCACACCCAGCCCAUCAACCCAAACACAGCGACAGCUUUCCACUCUCACGUUUUUUCGUUUCAGAAAGCUGUAAGUCUCCCGUUUUCUUUCUCUUUUUUCUCGUCUUUAUCGCUUGCUCCAACCGCCACCCUGAAGUUCAUCGUAGUCAUUCUGGCCGCCGGGAUGGUGGCUUUUAUCGGCGCUGUAAUCUGCAUCAUCGCCGCGGUUCACAGCGGGUCUCCUGCGGCUCCCCCGCUCACCCAGAACCGCUCCUCCUCUCCGGCUCCUUUCUCCCCGGGCUCGGUGGCCAGGGCCGGCGCUCUGGACGCUCUCCACGCCACGGAGGCUCCGGGUGGCCCCGAGGCGCCCACCUUCUACGGGCUGACCGGGGGCGUGGGCGGCGCGGGCAGCGAGCAGAGGGUCAUCUACAGCCGCCUGCUGUGCACGCCUGUGCCGCCGGGCCAGUGCGAUCCAAAGGCUGUUCAGGCGGACCAGCAGCAGGAGGAUGAGGAGGGGGAGUGGGGGUCCCUGCGCGCCGCCGCCGAGGAGCUCCGACACACCGCCCAGAGACAGCAGGAGGAGAUCCGAGCCGACCGCAGGACCAUCCGGGAACUGACGGGGAAACUGGCGGAGUGCGAGGGGACCGGAGGAGGAGGAGUGGUGCAGGAGGAGAGGGAGAGGGAGAGGGGCAUGAUGGGGGACGAGGGGCGAGCAGGAGCAGUAGAGGAGCUGGAGAGAGCCAUACUGCACAUGAAGGAGAGGAUAGAGAGACUGGAGUCAGAAAUGGCCCCUUUGGCUCACAACCACACGGAGACAGGACAGAAAAGUGCAGGCAGGGUCCAGAGUGGCACUAAGGGUCAGGGCGCAGUGGUACAGAGGAAAGUGGAGGAUCUGGAGGGAGAGCUGAAGAGAAAGAUGAAGAUGUUGGAAGAGGAAAGGAAAGCCCUGCGCAAAGAGACACAGAAACAUCAGGAGCACAUUGACCAAGGACUGGACGCUGUCCACCAGCGCAUCAGUAGCCUUGAGCAAGGUCUGUCUGAGAACAAGUUUCCGGAGGGUUAUAGGCUUUCGUUUCCUAUGAGGAGCAGCUCCAUGUAUGCUGUGGUGAAGCACUCCAUCCCUGCCCUCCACGCCCUCACCCUCUGCAUAUGGCUAAGACCUGCGCAGAGCAUCCUGGGAACUGCAGUUUCUUACGCCGUGUCAGAGCAGAGUCAUGAGCUGGUGCUGCAGCAGCUGGUGCAUGGCCCCAUUGAGUUCAUCAUCAACAAUGAGGUGGCGCAGUUCACUCUGAACCUGACGGUUGGUGUGUGGCAGCAUGUGUGCAUCAGUUGGAACAGGAGAGCUGGGGUGUGGCACGCCUACCUAGGAGGCAAGCUGAAAGGUGAGGGAAAGGACCUGGCAACCCGCCACUCCAUCCGGCCUGGAGGAACACUUGUCCUGGGCCAGGAACAGAGUUCGAUGGGUGGGCUUCGCUUCGUGGCCUCACGGGCUUGGAUAGGGGACCUCUCUCAGUUUAACAUGUGGGACCGGUUGCUUACUCACGCAGAGCUCAACGCCCUUGCCCACUGCAGCACUGGCAUGCUGGGUAAUGUAGUCCCCUGGAACAGCCGUGAGGUGGAAGUGUUCGGAGGGGUCACCAAGCAGCCAGCCGAACACUGCAGCCAUCAUGCUAGCAUACGGCAGUGA